UGCACUUAGUAAAAACAUUGUAGUCGCGUACUGAAAGAGAAAAGUGAUGGGAUUUAUUAUAAUUAUGAUCAAACUGUUCUUCAUUAAUUUUGGGGUUCACAUCUGUUUAGCAUUAAAUAUUAGUGAUACUAAUAGACAGCCAAUUCCUGGAUAUUUUCGGUGGCACGAAGAUACAGUUGCUAGUGAUUACCUUAUGUGUCCAAACUCUUGUGAACAACAUAUCACAAAAGGGCGUACUUUUGCAGGGAACAGUGUUACCACUUGUUGCGUGGAAUAUUCACGGCCAUACUGGAUUAUUUCUAAAUCUGAGAAUUUAAUCGGGUCAAUACGUUUGGAACCAAGAGGAGAACAAGGAUUUGUUAUUGUUUCUGGUGUCGCUAAUGACACAUUGUUAAAUAAGAUUUUAUACCAGCAAGGCAAUUUAAAUGUUUUUCCAAGCAGUCUUUGUGAAUUUCGAAACAUAGUGGAUAUAAACUUUUCUCAAAACCAGAUUGAAAAUAUCCCUGACAUCGCAUGUUUGCACAUUCUAGACACAUUAAAUCUGUCGUUUAACAGAAUUGAAAGGUUGACUAAUACUACUUUUAGAGUGUUAGAAUAUUUGAGAGUUUUGGAUUUAUCUGACAACAAGAUACAGUAUAUUGAGCCAAAUACGUUUAACUAUCGUCCAGGUUCUCUUAUGAAGAUUUUGUUGUGUCGUAAUUUUCUAAAAAGCAUUGAUUUAACAAACUUAUUUCUCGAUUAUUCGUUUGAUUUUAUACAAUUGAGCAGCAAUCACAUUUCGGAAUUUACAAAUGAAUUAGAUUUUAAAUUCAAUCUUUCAAAAGGUGGGGGAAAUAUUUAUUUAGUCUCUAACCAAAUUUCUGAAUCUCCGAAUUUUUCGAAAUUAGGACUAACACUUCCAAUUUUAUAUAGUAUGGCCUUCAGAUAUCCUAUAAAUAUCAUUGACAAUCCUAUAGAUUGUAAUUGCAAGGUCGAACCUUUCUUAGAACAGUUUAAAUUGGCUAGCAAAAACUUUGUUGAAAUGCAGAACCAUACAUGCGGACAUCCACCGUUUCUUCGUGGUCGACAUAUUUUUAAUAUUAGUGCAGACCUUUUUAUAUGUAAUAUCUCAAUGAAAGACAAAUGUCCUUUUAACUGCAGUUGUUUUGAACAGCCAUCGAGGUCUAGACUUGUGGUCAAUUGUACUAUGAGGGGAAAAUACAGAUUGCCGAGUGAAUUUCCGUGGCACAAUGGUUUAUAUAUUGAUUUAAGUCAUAAUUUGAUAACAGUUUUCGUAUACCGUACGUUUUUAGAUAGAACGUCUUCAAUAGAUUUGUCUUAUAACCGAAUAAAAAGAGUAGACCCAUUGAUUUAUGGAAUCCCGAACAUUAACAAUAUCAAUCUCAGGCAUAAUUCUAUAUCGCAGAUUCAUAAAAAUGUACAGCUCUUUAAAAAUGAACGAACAGUUCAGUUCGGACAUAUAACGAUCACGUGUUCCUGUGAGAUGAAAUGGAUUCAAGUUUGGCUGGAAAAUCAGAAUAAAAGACGUAGAGGUUAUAACUUCAUAACCUGUCUUUUUCAAGAUGAAGUUAUUGAUGCGAUUUCUUUCUCUCAAUUUUGUACCGUAGAAAAAACGCAAUCCACUGUGCAAUAUGCAUUGCUAAUUUUAUUAUUAUUUGUAUUGAUAUCACUGGUUCUUUACUUGACCAUGAAGUACGAAAUAUUUUUACUUUUAAGGAAUUUUAGAAUGCAGAACUUUAGCAGAUUCAAUAGUUUCGACAGUCCGCAACCGACCAGAUUUGAUGUUUAUUCGUCUUUCAAUACAGAAAACUACAAUAUAAUGAAAUGGGUAAAUACAGUUGUAGUUCCCAAUCUAGAACGAAAUGGCUUCAAAGUCUGUCUGCCCCCUAGAGAUUUUACCCUAGGUGGUGUACAGGUGGAACAGAUCUUAACUGAAAUUGCAAAUUCAAAUUCAUAUUUAGUCAUCCUUAGCAAAGACUACUUAAAAUCACAAUUUCAAAAGAUUGAAUGGAAUCAAAUUUGGGCUCAAUACAAGUCAAACAAGUGUCGAAGAAUUGCUGUUGUUAAUUAUGAUAUUUUGGAUAGUAGUCAUAUUAAAGAUAGGAGGUUAAAAGCCUUUGUAAGACUUGGACAUACAUUUGACUUUUGUAAUUUCGAUAACAAGUUGAUGGAUAACAUUAAAACAAGACUAUAAAUCACGAACAUAACUGUAGAUGACAACUUAUAAUUCUAAUGCAAUCAUUAUGUAACAUUUUUUUUCAUUGGCUAAAAGUUGCCCUCAAAUCCAUAGUUGACCAGUCGUAACUAAGGAGAAACCCGCCAUUUUGAAAGCAUGAUCAACAAAUAUUCGAUUACUACAGGAUAAUCGAAAAUAAAACAACACCUACCACGAAUUCGCAAUUUUAAUGUGAUUUUAUCUUAAUUUGAAGCGUAGAGGUAACGUAAUAACCUCCAGUUUGUAAUGUAUGACGUCACGUUUAGCCAUGACGUCUUUGCAGCAAAACUAUUCAUGAAGUUUCGCGAAUGUUUUUUGUAUAUCAAUUUUAUACAUGUUUUCAAGCUCUAAGGUAUUAUUUCUUUUUGUAAUGCAUUGAAAUCGGAAACACAGUACCGUAGUUGAAGAUUUGCCACUGUCAAUUGUAGAUAUAACGGUCGCAUAACAUCAUCGUUGUUUAACUUUUAGAAUGCUAUAUGAUUAAGACAUGUUCAUUUCAAUAAAUAAACUCAUCAU
This is a messenger RNA of Mytilus trossulus (common blue mussel), 2731 nucleotides long. Its product is annotated as protein toll-like. NCBI's taxonomy places the organism in Eukaryota, Metazoa, Mollusca, Bivalvia, Mytilida, Mytilidae. Gene Ontology annotation, cellular component: plasma membrane. Gene Ontology annotation, molecular function: transmembrane signaling receptor activity; protein binding. The transcript has 2 exons. The record is from RefSeq and is a predicted model, not a curated record. The coding region runs from base 47 to 2194 and encodes 715 amino acids. Gene Ontology annotation, biological process: inflammatory response; immune response; toll-like receptor signaling pathway.